Messenger RNA from Ostrea edulis (European flat oyster), 2651 nucleotides. RefSeq names its product E3 ubiquitin-protein ligase TRIM56-like. The coding region runs from base 140 to 2110 and encodes 656 amino acids. The record is from RefSeq and is a predicted model, not a curated record. Gene Ontology annotation, molecular function: ubiquitin-protein transferase activity; zinc ion binding. Lineage: Eukaryota; Metazoa; Mollusca; Bivalvia; Ostreida; Ostreidae. Gene Ontology annotation, cellular component: nucleoplasm; chromatin. Gene Ontology annotation, biological process: positive regulation of DNA-templated transcription. The transcript is spliced from 2 exons.
UCUUUGUGUUCUGUGACUCGCACAGGUAAAUUUAAAUCGAUAUUCACCACAACGGGCAGGUGGACUUGUACGUGCAUGAGAAACAAAGGCAAAUCAAAUUACAAAUGGCGAAAUACAAACAGUGAAAUGACAAUUAAGGAUGACACAACGUGUAGUGCAGAACAUCGAGAACGACUACCUCAUCUGCAGUAUCUGCCUGGGGCGCUACACCAACCCCCGGCUGCUUCCAUGUGGACACACCUUCUGCAUGCAAUGUCUCUCCGACUACAUUCAACAAACAGUUCUUAGUCCGAAUGCACGGAAUUUUAAAUGUCCCAUCGAUCGAGGUUUCGUAAGCGGCCCAGGGUCGAAUAUACACACCCGGGAAUGGGCAUCCGCGUUCCCGGUGGAUCAUUUUGCCGUGAAUCUUCUAUCCAUUGUCAACGAGCAGGAGAGGGUUAGUCACCGAGGGACCCCGAAUGGUGCACAAUCAUUCGGAGGAACUGGGCCUUUAACGUCCAGUUCUACUCAAAAUUUUCAACAUUGCUAUGUCCAUCCUGGGCGUGUGGUGGAAUAUUUUUGUUUGGGUUGUAAUGUACUUAUUUGUGCUCAGUGUGCAAUUGAUAAUCAUAAAACCCGUCGAUGUGAAUGUGUUUCCUACGAAGAGGCUCUGACGAAACUUCAGCCUAAAGCGAAUUCUUUACAUGUACGGUUCCAAAAUUUAAUAUUUCGUGCCCAGCAGUUAGUGCAGUAUGGCUCACCAGAACACAAUAGUCUUCGGCAAACAAAAAUUAGGGCUCUAGAGAAUUUAAACGAUAUCGAGUCAAAUAUAAAUCGCUUUUCACAGGUCUGCUUUCAAAAUGCAGAGGACUUGAGACAACAAGUAACUGUUGCAGGGCAAGAACUGCCGUCAGAAACGCGACAGCUAGCAGAUCUUUACGAUAAAAUACAGGAUACCAAACUGACAUUUGAUAAUAUUUUGAGCACGAAUUCUACACAAGACAUUCUGAAUUCCUAUCGCAGAAUAGAGACUCAGGCGGAACAGUACGACAGAGCAUUGGCUUCCAGCUCACAAAGAAACCCUCGGCACAUUGAAAUGUCCGAACAUCCUACUUUAGCAAGAUAUAUGAAUAACCCCCCACCUUUAGCUUCACUGAAGGUGAAGUUUCCACAGCGUCCACAGUCAAGAAUCACAGGUGGCGAUAUCAAUGUAGGUUAUGCCUCUGCACCACCGUCGUCAACAGUAUCUUCCGUUCAUCAACACACUAGCAACCGUAGGGCCACGACGUCCACCGUCCGAAGGCAGCGCAGACUAACCCAAAACAACCAGAGUCGUAGCAAAAGUAAAUCUGUCAUUAAUGUGAAGAAUCCCCAAGAGGAUGCCACGACGUGGCACCUGAAUGGAAUAGUGUUUAUCGGGUAUUAUGUUCUAGUCAUUGACUCUUACAACAAUGUGUUAAGAAAGUGCAGCAUUGCUGGAACAUUCACCACGCACGAAAUCUUACCCCUGGAAGGACCAACUAGCAUAACUUUGAUGGACAAUCCAACAGAGGUCGCUGUGACACAGCCAGAGAAGAAACAAAUCGUGAUCAUAAGUACUGACCAUGAACUUGCCAUUAAAGAAACAAUAAAAACUAAUAAACCUUAUGACGUAAUUUGCUUACACCAAAGAACAAAUUUCGUCACCUGCAGCUUUAGGGGAUCUAAGUGUAUCGACAUCAUCAACAGAGUGGGGCGUAUUCAGAGUUCGAUAGAAAGAUCUCGUAUUUUACGCGAUCCUCGAUAUUUAACGGUUACACGUGACGGUUUAAUUGUAGUCAGUGAUAACGAACUCCGCCGUGUUAUAUGCAUGAAUUCCGAAGGACAGGUGCAGUGGACCCACACUCCGAAUGCUUCUCCAUGGGGUGUGGCAUCUGAUAAAAUGGGGACAAUAUACGUAUGUUUGGACAAUAGUGAGGUUCAAACACUCUCGGACGAUGGACAAGUGAUUGAAGACAAAUUCUUGUCGGCUCGAGAUGGUAUUAAGGUACCCUAUGCUAUAUGUGUUAGAUCGAGACAGCUUGGAAUUACUGAAUUCGGUUCUAGUUUAUUCACUCCAAAUAGUCCGUGGGUUCAUAUCAUAUCUGUUUAAAUGGACCACUCUAUUGACAUAAGCUGAUAAGCUCUUGGGUUCUGUUAGGAUUGUUACAUGAGCUAGUUUAUUUUUCUCUAGUAGUUCCUUGAAUUGGGUUCAUGUUAAAUCUGUUUAGGAGAACCAGGUUAUUCACUCAAUAGUCCUUUGGUUCAAACCAUGUAUGUUCAGGAGAACUUGAUUAUUCACACACUCAUAACAAUCGUGGAUGGGGUUCAAGUUAUAUCUGUUGGGAACCAGAUUAUUAACUAACAUAUCAUAUGGUAGAAUAUGUCACUAUAUUUAACAAUAGUAAUACUUGUAAUGCUAUAGUUACAGUUAAUGCCUAGAUAUGGUAUGCUUACUCCUCCUGGGUACCUGAUCCCGCCUCUGGUAUGGCCAGGGGUCCGAGUUUGCCCAACUAUCUAUUUUGUAUUGCUUGUAGGAGUAUGAGAUUGAUCUUCACCUUGCAUAUAUAUGUACAUUGAUAUACAGUCGUGAUUUUUUUUAUUUACAGUUCUAUAUACGUUGAUUGACUGUAAUAAACAUUUUAUUGCCUGUA